Dama dama (fallow deer) is the source of this 5127-nucleotide messenger RNA. Its product is annotated as MHC class I polypeptide-related sequence B-like. The coding region runs from base 1309 to 2496 and encodes 395 amino acids. Gene Ontology annotation, cellular component: external side of plasma membrane. Gene Ontology annotation, biological process: immune response; antigen processing and presentation of endogenous peptide antigen via MHC class Ib; positive regulation of T cell mediated cytotoxicity. Gene Ontology annotation, molecular function: signaling receptor binding; peptide antigen binding. The transcript is spliced from 6 exons. NCBI's taxonomy places the organism in Eukaryota, Metazoa, Chordata, Mammalia, Artiodactyla, Cervidae. The record is from RefSeq and is a predicted model, not a curated record.
AGUUUAUAGAGCAAAGCAGGGGAGUCUGGAGGCCGGGUGGGCGGAGGAAAAGCACUUGGUAUACCGGACUAGCUGCGACGUGUGCUGGGGGAGGAGGCAGCCCUGCAGGGCUAAAUCCAGGCGAGCCCCCCAAAUCUGGAGUCCUACUACCCACGCAGAGUAGUUGGCAUUAUCUCUCAUUACAAUCAUCCCGAGCUGGGAAACAAACAGCAUGUUAACGUUAGUAUUAAAAUUCUUUGGGGGGAGAGGGAGAGGGUUCACCUAAGUGAACCAGCUUGCUGGAGCAGCCACAUCCAGCAAGUCUUGGAAAGAAGACUGAGGAAAGGGCUUGUCUAGCUGUCAGGAGAGCUGGCUUCCAUCUGCCUGUCUAUACCUUCACUACUCAUUUAUUUAUUUAUUUUUGGUUGCUCUGAGUCUUUGUUGCUGCACGUGGGGCCUUCUCUGGUUGCUGGGAGCUGGUCUAGAGUGGGGAGAGGGCGUUCAGUAGUUGUGGUGAACCAGUGAAGUGGCUCAGUCGUGUCCGACUCUUAGUGACCCCAUGGACUGUAGCCUACCAGGCUCCUCCAUCCAUGGAACUUUCCAGGCAAGAGUACUGGAGUGGGUUGCCAUUUCCUUCUCCAGGGGAUCUUCCCGACCCAGGGGUCGAACCCAGGUCUCCCACAUUACAGCAGACGCUUUACCGUCUGAGCCACCAGGGAAGCCCAGUUGGUACAGGGGCUCAGCUGCUCCCGGGCCUGUGGAGUCUUCCCAGAGCAAGAUGGAACCCAGGUUCCCUGCACUGGGAGGCAGACUCCAUCCACUCUAUGCCUCCUAUCACUUCUGAGCUUUAGCAGUGAAAAAGAAUCUCUCUGGGAUGGGAAAGGACCCAAUCUCUGACCUGCUAAGUAAAUUAUGAUGGUCAAAGUAAUUAACAAAAAUGAUGCGAAAUCUAAGAAAUGUUAAAACUUUCUGAGGCAUGCCAUUUGGGCCCACAACAAAAGUAUUGCAUAAGGAUCUUAGUGGAAUGGUUAGUAAUGAGAGGCAGAGUACAACUGAGCGGCGGAAGUGAAGUGAAGUGAAGUAGCUCAGUCGUCUCCGACUCUUUGCGACCGGGUGGACUGUAGCCUACCAGGCUCCUCCCUCCAUGGGAUUCGCCAGGGAGGAGCGUAGGGAACUGCUAUAAAGGAGCGGGGGCAGGACCGGCGGCGGGGCCCGGGCAGGGCCAGGGGCAGGAAUGGAUUUGUCAGCCCUACUUCCAACUCUGUUCGCCGCCGCGGUUUCUCGGGUCCGCCAGCUUUUGUGCUGUUCCUGAGCCUCUGGCAGGGAGACAUGAUCUGGGCCAUGGGGCUCUCUCUUGUCUGGCCGUUUCUAGCCGGCGCUGCCUUUUUUGUGCUCCUGGGUACCGCCGCCGGAUCCCACAGGCUUUCUUACAACACUACGGUGCUGUCCCGGGAUGGCUUUGUUCAGACCAGAUUUUUUGCUAUGGGAUACCUGGAUGGUCAGACCUUCCUGCACUUUGAUGACACGAAGUGGAGGGCAGAGCCCCAGGGACAGUGGGCUGAAAGGCUGGGAGCAGAGACAUGGGAGACAGAGUCCAAGGACUUGAACGAGGCAUGGAAGGAGCUCAGGAAACUUCUAGCAGAAAUCCUGUCCCUGCAGGAGGAGAAAAGAGGCUUACAUUCCCUCCAGGAGACCGUGGGCUGUGAGAUCCGUGAAGACAGCCACCCCCGAGGCUUCCGGCUUCUCCACUUCGAUGGGGAGCUCCUCCUCUCCUGUUACCCGGAGGCCCACGGAUGUACCUUGCCCCAGUCCUCGACUCAGACCUUGGCCAUGGAAAUGGAGAAGUCCUGGGACACAGACGGCUUUCUAAGCAAGCAUUACCGGGCCCACGUGCAGGGAGAACUUUGUGGAAGACUGCGGGGCUACCUCGAAUCCUGGACGGGAUUCAUGGAGAGGACAGUGCCGCCAGCCGUGAAUGUGACCCGCCGCCGGGACUCGGAGGGCAUGGUCCACCUCACAUGCAGGGCUUUUGGCUUCUUUCCCCGGAAUAUCUCAGUGGCCUGGUUUCGGGACGAGGAACCCAUGAGCCGGGAUGCCCUGGAGUCUGGGGGUGUCCUGCCUGAUGGGAACGGGACCUACUAUACCUGGGAAACCAUAAUAAUUCCCCAAGGAGAGGAGCAGCGGGUCAAGUGCCUUGUGGGACACAGCGGGAAUCACAGUACACACCUCGCACCCUUGGGAAAGACCCUGGUGCUCCAGAGAUCACGGUGGAUCAUUGUGAGCACUGUUGCUGCUCUUGCUGUUGUUGCUAUCAUCGGAUUUUGUGUCUGUAUUAACAGGAUGACAGCAUCGGCUACAGCGAGGCCAGAGCCUGUUAGCCUAGAAGACCUGGAUCAAUUCCAGACGGAGCCAACUGAUCGUAAUGGCCUCACACACCCAGAAUUUCAGUCCUUGUGUCAGACUCUGGAUCCAUCAGUUCAACUGGGGAAGCUUAGAACGUGCAGCCAGAAGGCCUGAAUUCAGCUCCCUGUCCUGGUCUUACUAAUGUUAGGGGAAGCACACUGACUGAAACUGCCUACCCUGGCCAGGCACCAUCGUAACCAUUUGCAUGAGUUACUUUACAACAGGAGGUCCUCGUAAGGAACACGGAACUAAUAAGCUUACCACCAACCGGAAGAGUUCAGGAAAGGUCAAAAGGAGACACCACAUGUCCAACCACCUCCCAGAAUCCUUCUCUCUGGCAUCCAUCUUGGCUGAAUAAGGUGUGCACCACCAGGAAGGACUGAGUCAGAAGGAUUGGCUAAAGACAACCCGGAAACGAAUCCCAUCACCAUAAAACCCAAGACUUUGAGCCACAUGGCAGAGCUGUUCUCCUGGUUUCCCUUACCCUACUGCUGUCCACCCUGGUCCCCUUUCCCAAUAAGAUUUCUUGCUUUGUCAGCAGAUGAGUCUCCUCUGACAGUUCAUUUCCAAGUGUUAGACAAGAUCCUAGUUUCGGGCCCUGGAAGGGGUCCCCCUUCCUGCAACACUGGCACUUUUUCUUUUGUGUGUGUUCUGUUACUUAUUUUAUUAUUUGAAAAUUAUUUUUAUUUUAUUUUUUGUUAUUAUUUUUGAAGGUGUAGUUUAUUUUCAACAUAUCCCUUUUCCCUCUUGAUGCUUCAGUUUCUUCAUCUAUGAAAUGACAAAAACUGUGUUUAUUUCCAGUUGUGGUUUAGACCUUUUAAAGUAUUAACAUAUUUGAGGUGGUUGCAGCUGUGUCACACUAGUCAUUAACUUUAUUUUUGUUUUCUUAGAAUACAUGGAUAAUAAUUAAAUUAUUACCAAUAAAUUAAGGAGUCAAAUAUCUGUGCAUGGUUUCUCAUAAAAUAGACUAUUAUUGUAAUCCUCUCUGUUUUAAAUUUCUGUCUUCCCACUGGCAACCACCUUCAAUAUCUUUAGCUGAUUUUUUUUGGCUUUACAUCCAAAUCUCUACACAUGAUGCCUUUGACUCUUCGGUCACAACCAGUCUCCUGCAUUACUCAAUGACUGAUGCAAUAGCUGAUAGUCAUUGCUCUCUUGCACUCUUUACAUUCCUUCACUUUCCCAGUUUAUUUGUAUAACAAUCAUAUUUAGUUCAUUCAGCUUUUUCUUUCCCAUGACUAUUAUACUCACACGUAAACUCUACUAUUUUUUCUGCACAACAUCUUAUUCUCCCUGAAUUGAUAAUAUUGCCUUUGUUUUUGACUCAUUAUGUUCUAUGUAGCUCUCACUAAUAGAACUCUGAUGAUUCUUCUAUCUGUAUGACUCUUUAAAGAAGUGAGGGUACUUUGGGUAUUCUAUCAGUUUUUGCUUUUUGGAAAUAUCCUCCUGGGGCUUUCUGACAUGCCCCCACCUGGACUGGAUUAUUCUGCAUCUGGACGACAGCCACCCUCCUAGGAUCUCCCUUUACCACCCUCUGAACAGCCCUUUGCUUAUUUUUAAUUCUUUAAAAAUUAUUAAUUAAUUAAUUGUUGGUUGUGCUGGGUCUUCACUGCCUGGCGUGAGCAUUCUCUUCUUGCGGCAUGCGGGCUUUUCAUUGCUAUGGUUUCUUUUGUUGCACAGGCUCUAGGACACACAGGUUCAGUAGUUGCGAUGCACGGGCUCAGCUGCCCUAUAGCAUGUGGAACCUUCCCAGAUCAGGGAACGAGCCCGUGUCCCCUGCACUGGCAGGUGGAUUCUUAACCACUGGACCAUCAGGGAAGUCCAAAAGUGUAUUAUUCUUUGGUUUGAUGAAUAGUUUGGCUGGGUGAAGAAUUUUAUGCCAGAAUUCUUCCGUCUGAAAUUUGGAGGCACUGCUCCAUCCAUGUUUUUCUUUCUCUCUCCUCUUCUGAAGAAACUGGGGUGUGUGGGCAGUAAUUUGUAGGCAGGGCAGCAGCUGCUCAUUGAGUCUCUGCAUUUCACACAUUAAUAACCAAACUGUUUCUGCCUUGUUUUCCUUCUGACUCGAUUACCAGAGCACUUCUCCAUGCACUAUAUUACAGUAAGCCAAAUUUGACAUAAAGAGGGUGUGUGAAUAUUAUAAUAUGUGUUAAUUCUUGUUGAUAAUCUAUACUUUUUGAGUGUCUGAAAUAUGGUAUGUCCUAAAGAAGGACACAGAAGGCAGACUCAAAGAGCUAACUGGAGAGAAUUUAGUGACCAGGCUAUUUAUAGAGAUGUCGGCAGCUAACAGCAAUAGGAGGCAGAGCCCCCUGGAAUUAGAAAUAGCAGGAAGCUAUUACUCCCUCUAGACUGAAGGGACAGCAGAAGGCAUUUGUUUCUAGAUCCCAGCAGAGCUGUAGCCUCCCAGAGGGGUCACUGAACAAAUGUUACCAUUGUAGGUAGAGGAAUGCAGGGAUUACUGUUGCGCAGCCCUGGAGGUAAGUGUCGGGGCAUCCAUGCCUUGAAUCCUCUCCUCCCACAUGAUGGUCCCUGCAGUGCCUCCUAAGGACAAACCCAGCCGGAAGCCAGAGAGCAAAGACCCCACGUGAUGUGUUCUGUGAGAAUAACUGGAAAUGUAAGUGAUGCUCCACAAGUGGUUCAGAACCCGGAGAGCAGACAAAGAACAAUUAGGAUGUUGAGAUUAUACAGACUCUGUGAAAUAAAAGCCAAGAUGCAUGUCUUCAAUUGUCAGAAUAAAUGUUGGAAAAAUGA